Molecule: messenger RNA, 7782 nt
Organism: Motacilla alba alba
Lineage: Eukaryota; Metazoa; Chordata; Aves; Passeriformes; Motacillidae
Product: dynein heavy chain 9, axonemal-like
Exons: 37
Coding region: 1-7782 (2593 amino acids)
Biological process (GO): microtubule-based movement
Cellular component (GO): dynein complex
Molecular function (GO): minus-end-directed microtubule motor activity; dynein intermediate chain binding; dynein light intermediate chain binding
Source: RefSeq, a predicted model, not a curated record
AUGCUGGAGCCCACAGCACACAAGUUUCAGCUUCGGGUUGAUGCAGGUGCACCAGUGUCGGGAGCCUCGUGUGGAAAAAUUCCCGCGGAGCGAGCCGGGCUGGGAAACUUCUGGAGCUGCGUAGCGCUGCCGGGGCGAGCGAAACGAGCCGGAGCAGGCGGCGGGAGGCGGCAGCGCCGGGCCCGCCCUCGCAGCGCGGCGGGCACGGCAGCGGCCCCGGAGUCCCCCGGGCAACGGCGGCUGCGGCUGCCAAACACUGGCGGAGCCGGGCGGAUGGAGGCCGAGGGGGCUGCCGGGUUUGGGGGGCUGGAGGCGCUGGAGGAGCCCCGGGAGGAGCCCGUAGAGGAGCCCCGGGAGCGGCGGGGCGCGGAGGAGCCCCCGGAGGAGCCCCGGGAGCGGCGGGGCGCGGAGGAGCCCCCGGAGGAGCCCCGGGAGCGGCGGGGCGCGGAGGAGCCCCCGGAGGAGCCCCGGGAGCGGCGGGGCGCGGAGGAGCCCCCGGAGGAGCCCCGGGAGCGGCGGGGCGCGGAGGAGCCCCCGGAGGAACCCCCGGAGGAGCGGCGGGGCGCGGCGCGGCUGGCGCGGGGCGCGGUGCGGGCUCUGGCCGUGGCCCCGGAGCGCUGGCGGCGCUGGGCGGGCGGCGCGGCGGGGCCGGCGCUCCGCGGCUUCGUGCGGGGCUCGGCGGGGCCGGUGCUGCUCGCCUGGAGGAGCCCGGCCGGGGAGCUGGGGCUGCGGGCCGGGCCGCCCCCGCCGCCCCCCAGCGCCGCCAAGGCGCUCUUCUUCCUCCGGCCGCCCGGAGCCGGCGCCGGCCCCGCCGAGCUGCUGUGCGGGGACCUGCCCGCAGAGCCCCUGCCGCACUUCGCCGCGCUGGUGGAGGAGGUGCUCGUGCCCAUCCUGACGAACCGGAGGAACCACCAGGGCUGGCCACGAGUGGUGUCACAAGACAUCAUCCAUCAUGUCCACAGCCUGAAAAAUACUGUCUUCAAGGUUGUUGGCCAGGUGAAGGGCAAGACCUUGCUGCCUCUUCCAGCUGCCUCAGAGGGAAUUGAGAACGUUGAUCCUAAAAAUGAGAAAUUCUUGGAGCUGAUCAAUAAAUCCCUUGUACACGCCACCGAGUCAGCCGUCAUCGACUGGAGCCAGCAGAUCCAGAGAGUGCUGAAGAAAGAGUCCUCAGAGCCCCUCCUGCGAGGCACCAACCCCACCCCGAGGGUGGAGCUGCAGUUCUGGAAGAGCAGGUGCGCUGACCUGGAGGGCAUCCACAGCCAGCUGACGUCCAGGAGGGUCAGCAACAUGCUGCAGGUGCUGGAGAGAGUGCAGAGCAUCUACGUGCCAGCCUUCCAGAGCAUGCUCACGGAUGUGGAGGCAGCUCUUGUGGAAGCUCAGGACAUCGACCUGCACCUGGCCACCCUGCAGCAGCCCCUGGAGUGCGUGGAGGCUGUGGAGUUCAGCCAGGUGAAGCCUCUCCUGGUGCCUCUGCUGCACGCCGUGUGCUGGGUCUGGGUCAGCUGCGAGCACUACGGCGUGCCCCUGAGGCUGGUGGUGCUGCUCCAGGAGAUCUGCAACCUCCUCAUCCAGCAGGCCGUGGUGUACCUGUCCCCAGAAGACCUGCUGAAAGGAGAGGUGGAAGAGAGCCUGGGCAAGGUGCAGACGGUGUUUGACAUCCUGAACGCCUUCAAAGGGGCGCUGGAGGAGAGAAGGGCAAACCUGCAGGUGUAUUAUGAGCCAGGCCAGCAAGUGAGGAGCUGGGACUUCCCCUCCAGGCUGGUGUUUGCAAGGCUGGACAGCUUCCUGCAGAGGCUGGAGAUGGUGAAGGGCCUCCUGACCACAGCCCUGGAGCUGGCACAGCUGGAGAAGAUUGAGUUUGGGGGCAUGAAAGGGAAGGCCCUGGGCCAGCAGGUGCUGGGCAUGCACGAGGAGUUCCAGGAGGGCUUCCAGGUGUUCUCAGAGCGAGCCUACGACUGCCUGGACCUGGCCAACGCGGAGUUUGAGCAGGACGCCCUGGACUUCCAGCAGAAGGUGCAGGACAUUGACCGUCGGCUGGGCACCGUGUUCAGCCAGGCCUUCAGCGACGCCCCGGACCUGGAGCACGCCUUCAAGCUGCUGGCCAUGUUCCGGAACCUUCUGCAGCGCCCUGGGAUGGCUGCAGCUGCUGCUGACAAGGUCCCCGUGCUGCUCAGCAUGUUCAGCUCUGCCCUGGACCAGGCCAGGCUCACCUACACCAGGCACACCCAGGCAGGGCAGCAGCUCGGGUUCCCCCCGCUGCACAAGAACGUCCCUCCCGUGGCCGGAGCGCUGGGCUGGGCGCGGGAGCUGCGCGCGCGGAUCCAGGGGCCCUUGGAGCACCUCAGGCACGUCCCAGGGCUGUACCAGGAAAAGCUGUAUUUAGACUGGUGCCAGACAGUCUCAGAAGAAUCCCAGUACAACCUGACUCAGCCUCUCCUCCGGCGAGAUGCGCAGACCAAACUGAUCGCGGUCAACUUUGAUCCCCAGCUGGUGUCGGUGCUGAGGGAGGUGAGCUACCUGAGGGGCAGCGGGGCAGGAGCCAUCCCCCCGGCGGCAGCUGAGCUCUAUUCCUGCAAGGAAUCCUUCUGGCAGCUGGUGGCCAGCCUGGAGCUGAUGGGGAACAGCUACAACAAGGUCCUGAGAGCCCUGCUGGAGGUGGAACAUCCUCUGGUGCAGGGGCAGCUGCAGGACAUCGACUUGAGGCUGAGAGAGGCAGAAGAGACGCUGACCUGGAAGACAGAGGGUGUCUGGGACCACAUCUCCGGGGUGAUGGGCGACGUCUGUGACCUGGAGCAGAGGCUGCAGAAAGCCAAGGCCAACGUUGAGGAGAUCCGGAGCAUCGUGGGCUCAUGGGGGUCGCCCGUCCUCGAGAGGAGGGAUUCCAGAAGGGAGGCAGUGCUGAGCCUGGAGGAGUGCCAGGAGCGCCUGGAACGGCGCUGCAGCCUGGUCAGGGAGUGUGGGCACAGGAUCCACUGCCUGGUGAAGGAAAACCAGAGCCUCCUACGUGCAGCCCCAGCCUCUGACGCCUGGAAGGUGUAUUUGGACUAUGUGGAUGAGAUAGUCCUGCAUGGAUUCUUCACUGCCAUUGAGUGCUCGCUGAAAUACCUCCUGGAGAACACAGAUCCCAAGGCAGGGCUCACUCCCCUCUUUGAGGUGCAGCUGGAUUUGGUGAUCCCGGAUUUGGUGUUUCGCCCUCCCUUGGACCCUGGCAGCAACGAUGGCUUCUGUGGCAUGGUGGAAAGUCUUCUCCAGGGCAUCUACCACAUCUCCUCGCUGGUGCCCCGGGUGGCCACGCACAGCGGCUUCUGCCACUACCAGGCUGCCCUGGAGGCCAUGCCCGCGCUGUGCCCGUGGCGCCAGGAGCUGCUGGCGCGCUCCCGGGCGGCGGCGGCGGCGUGCUGCGAGCACCGCGCGGGGCUGGAGCGCCGCUUCUCGCACCUCCUAGGGGAGGACAGGAGGGAGCUGUGCCGCCACCUCCUGCGCCACGCCCGCCUCCCCGCGCCCGCAGACGUCGAGGCCCACGUCGAGGAGGGGGUCCCGGAGGUGCCGGCCACGCUGCAGGGGUUCCUGGAGCAGCUGGGCUCCUACGAGCAGCUCUACGAGGAGGUGGCUCGCAUGCAGCCCCUCUGCGCCUUCCAGGGCUGGCUCAGGCUCGAUGCGCGGCCCUUCAAGGCGGCCUUGCUCAACGAGAUUAAAAGGUGGAGCUUGGUGUUCAAGCAGCACCUCCUGGACCAUGUCACGCACAGCUUGGCUGACCUGGACGAGUUCAUCCAAACUGCCGAGAGAGGUUUGAGCAGGAAGGUGGAGAAAGGUGACUACGGUGGCUUGGUGGAGGUCAUGGGUCACCUGCUGGCUGUGAAGGAGCGUCACAGUGCCACCGAUGCCAUGUUUGAGCCCCUGAAGGAGACCAUUGAGCUGCUGAGGGCCUACGAGCAGCAGCUGCCCGAGGAAGUCCACCAGCAGCUGGAGGAGCUGCCGGAGAAGUGGGGCCAGGUGAAGAAGCUGGCUCAGGCCGUGAAGCAGCAGGUGGCCCCUCUGCAGGCCCUGGAGGUGACAGCCCUGCGCCAGAGCUGCGCCGCCUUCGACGCCCAGCAGCUGCGGCUCCGCGAGCGCUUCGGCGCGGAGGCGCCCUUCAGGUUUGACACCGCAAAGCCGUAUCAACUGCUGGAUGCAAAGCACACGGAGAUUAAACAGAUGGAGUCAGCCAUGACCUCGAUUUAUGAAUCAGCUGGUCUGUUUGAAGUCAUGGUGCCAGAGUACAAGCAGCUGAAGCAGUGCAGGAAGGAGCUGUGUCUGCUCAAAGAGCUCUGGGACAUGAUCUCCCUGGUGAACACCAGCCUGGAAGACUGGCAGACCACCAGGUGGGUGGACAUUAAUGUGGAGAACAUGGAUCUGGAGUGCAAGAGGUUUGCGAGAGAGAUCCGGAGUUUGGACAAGGAAAUGAGGGCGUGGGAUGCUUUCAGCGGGCUGGACAGCAAGGUGAAGAACAUGCUGACUGCCCUCAGGGCUGUGGCAGAGCUCCAAAAUCCUGCCAUCAGGGAGAGGCACUGGAGCCAGCUGAUGCAGGUGACGGGCGUGAGGUUUGUGAUGGACUCGGACACCACCCUGGCUGACCUCCUCAAGCUCAACCUGCAUGAAUUUGAGGGGGAGGUCCAUGGCAUUGUGGACAAAGCAGUGCGAGAAAUGAGCAUGGAGAAGGUGCUGAAGGAGCUGAGGAUGACUUGGGGCUCCAGGGAGUUUCAGUACGAGCCUCACCCCCGCACCCAGACCCCCUUGCUGAAGUCAGAUGAGGAGCUCGUUGAAACUCUAGAAGACAACCAGGUGCAGCUGCAGAAUUUAAUGUCAUCCAAGUACAUUGCCUUCUUCCUGGAGGAGGUGUCUGCCUGGCAGAGGAAGCUCUCCACUGCUGACUCCGUCAUCUCCCUCUGGUUCGAGGUGCAGCGCACGUGGUGUCACCUGGAGAGCAUUUUCAUAGGCUCAGAAGACAUCCGGGCACAGCUGCCCCAGGACUCCAAACGUUUUGAAGGCAUUGAUGUGGAUUUUAAAGAACUGGCCUAUGAAGCUCAGAAAACCCCAAAUGUGGUUGAAGCCACCAAUAAACCAGGUCUGUCCCAACAACUGGAGGACAUCCAGAGUAGGUUGUCUCUGUGUGAGAAGGCUUUGGCUGAAUAUUUGGACAUGAAAAGGUUGGCUUUUCCCAGAUUUUACUUCAUUUCUUCUGCGGAUUUGCUGGAUAUUCUUUCCAACGGCACCAACCCACAGCUGGUGCAGCGCCACCUUUCCAAACUCUUUGACAACCUGGCCAGGCUGAAAUUCCAGGUGGACUCUGAGCAGAAGACAACCAAGGCUGGCCUGGGAAUGUACAGCAGAGAGGAGGAAUAUGUCCAGUUCAGUGAACCCUGUGACUGCAGUGGGCAGGUGGAGGUGUGGCUCGGUCGCCUGCUGGACACCAUGAGGGCCACGGUGAGGGAUGGCAUGGGCACGGCUGUGGCGGCCUACGAGCACAAGCCCAGGGACCAGUGGCUCUUUGACCACCCUGCCCAGGUGGCUCUCUGCUGCACCCAGAUCUGGUGGACAGCUGAGGUGGGCAUGGCCUUCUCCAGGAUGAAGGAAGGUUACGAGAAGGCCAUGAAGGAGUACCACAAGAAGCAGGUGGCCCAGCUGAACACGCUGGUGACAAUGCUGCUGGGGCAGCUCUCCAGGGGGGACAGGCAGAAGAUCAUGACCAUCUGCACCAUCGAUGUGCACGCGCGGGACGUGGUGGCCAAGAUGAUAGCACAGAAGGUGGACAACGGCCAGGCCUUCGUGUGGCUGGCGCAGCUGCGGCACCGCUGGUCGGACGAGGAGCGGCACUGCUGGGCCAACAUCUGCGAUGCACAGUUCCUCUACUGCUACGAGUACCUGGGCAACACCCCCCGGCUCGUCAUCACCCCCCUGACCGACAGGUGUUACAUCACCCUGACCCAGUCCCUGCACCUGACCAUGAGCGGGGCCCCUGCGGGCCCUGCUGGCACCGGCAAGACGGAGACCACCAAGGACCUGGGCCGAGCCCUGGGCAUCAUGGUCUACGUGUUCAACUGCUCCGAGCAGAUGGACUACAAGCUCAACGCCAGCACUGAGCACUGCCUCGGUUCCCAGGUGAAGAGUGUGCAGGACGCCAUCCGGGAGAAGAAGAAAUCCUUCAAUUUUCUUGGAGAAGACAUUAACUUAGUCCCCUCAGUUGGGAUUUUCAUCACCAUGAACCCUGGUUAUGCAGGACGAACCGAGCUACCUGAGAAUUUAAAAGCUCUCUUCAGGCCCUGUGCCAUGGUUGUGCCAGACUUUGAGCUGAUCUGUGAGAUUAUGUUGGUAGCCGAGGGCUUCCUCCAGGCCCGGGCCUUGGCCAGGAAGUUCAUCACGCUCUACCAACUCUGCAAGGAGCUCCUGUCCAAGCAGGACCACUACGACUGGGGCCUGCGGGCCAUCAAGUCGGUGCUGGUGGUGGCCGGCUCCCUGAAGCGCGCGGACCCCGAGCGGCCCGAGGAGCAGGUCCUGAUGCGCUCCCUCCGCGACUUCAACGUCCCCAAAAUCGUGACAGACGACCUGCCAGUGUUCAUGGGGCUGAUCGGGGACCUGUUCCCUGCCCUGGAUGUGCCUCGGAAGCGCGACCUGGAUUUUGAGGCCGUGGUGAAGGAGGCUGUGCUGGAGCUGCGGCUGCAGCCUGAGGACAACUUUGUGCUCAAAGUGGUGCAGCUGGAGGAGCUGCUCAGUGUCCGGCACUCCGUGUUCGUGGUGGGGGCUGCAGGCACAGGCAAGUCUCAGGUGCUGAGGUCCCUGCACAAAACCUACCAGAGGAUGAAGCGCCGGCCGGUGUGGACAGACCUCAACCCCAAAGCAGUCACCAACGACGAGCUCUUCGGGGUCAUUAACCCAGCAACGAGAGAGUGGAAAGAUGGACUGUUUUCAUCAAUCAUGAGAGAGCUGGCCAACAUCUCACAUGAUGGUCCCAAGUGGAUGGUACUGGAUGGGGAUAUUGAUCCAAUGUGGAUUGAGUCUCUGAACACUGUGAUGGAUGAUAAUAAGGUGCUGACCCUGGCCAGCAACGAGAGGAUCCCUCUGAACCCCACGAUGAGGCUGCUGUUUGAGAUCAGCCACCUGCGCACGGCCACCCCGGCCACCGUGUCCCGGGCAGGGAUCCUGUACAUCAACCCCUCAGACCUGGGCUGGAACGCCCCCGUGAGCAGCUGGAUUGACCGGCGGGAGGUGCAGUCCGAGAGGGCCAACCUGACCAUUCUGUUUGACAAGUACCUGCCCGUUUGCCUGGACACCCUGAGAGCCAGAUUUAAGAAGAUUAUUCCCAUUCCUGAGCAGAGCAUGGUUCAGAUGCUGUGUUACCUCCUGGAAUGCCUCCUGACAGAGGACAACACACCUCCUGACUGUCCCAAGGAGCUUUAUGAACUUUACUUUGUCUUUGCUGCUGUCUGGGCCUUUGGUGGCUCCAUGUUCCAGGACCAGCUCGUGGACUACAGAGUGGAGUUCAGCAAGUGGUGGGUGGCAGAAUUCAAGACAAUCAAGUUCCCUUCUCACGGCACAGUCUUUGACUUUUACGUUGAUCCAGAAACAAAGAAGUUUGAGCCUUGGUCUAAACUUAUUCCCCAGUUUGAAUUUGAUCCAGAGAUGCCACUGCAGGCCUGCCUGGUGCCCACGGCAGAGACGGUUCGGCUGCGGUUCCUGGUGGCCAGGCUGCUGCAGCGCCGGCGCCCCGUGCUGCUGGUGGGCUCCGCUGGCACGGGUCCCCUUUAA